AUGUCUGGCCGAGGCAAGGGUGGAAAGGGUCUGGGGAAGGGGGGCGUCAAGCGUCAUCGUAAAGAUCUCCGUGAGAACAUCCAGGGCAUCACCAAACCUGCUAUCCACCGCCUCGCCCGGCGUGGUGGUGUGAAGCGUAUUUCUGGUCUUAUCUACGAGGAGACCCGCGGGGUGCUGCAGGUGUUCUUGGAGAAUGUGAUCCGCGACGCUGUCACCUACACCGAGCACGCCAAGCGCAAGACUGUCACCGCCAUGGACGGGGUUUACGCGCUCAAACGCCAGGGACGCACUCUGUACGGUUUCGGCGGCUAA
This is a messenger RNA of Lipotes vexillifer (Yangtze River dolphin), 312 nucleotides long. Lineage: Eukaryota; Metazoa; Chordata; Mammalia; Artiodactyla; Lipotidae. The record is from RefSeq and is a predicted model, not a curated record.